This is a messenger RNA of Megalobrama amblycephala (Wuchang bream), 847 nucleotides long. It is a transcript of the gene siva1, whose product is annotated as SIVA1, apoptosis-inducing factor. Gene Ontology annotation, biological process: extrinsic apoptotic signaling pathway. The coding region runs from base 152 to 661 and encodes 169 amino acids. Lineage: Eukaryota; Metazoa; Chordata; Actinopteri; Cypriniformes; Xenocyprididae. The transcript is spliced from 4 exons. Gene Ontology annotation, molecular function: CD27 receptor binding. The record is from RefSeq and is a predicted model, not a curated record.
GAAGAAGAAGCAGAACCCUUAAAGCGCGAACGCGUGUGUUUUUCCUUCACGCUCGCGCUGUUUGUUUUUUUGGUUCUAAAGUUUGUUUAUUGUUAUUUUUUUCCGUUUCCUCUGCUUUAUUUGUCUCUUUUUACACCGUGUCGUUUUUAAAAUGCCCAAGAGGUCCUAUCCUUUCAGCGAAAGCUUCUCCUCUCAGUAUAAAGUUCAUGUUGGGCAGAAGGAGAUCAGGAACUGUGGCGUGUUUGGACUCAAAUACAGACAAGAGGUUUAUGAAAAGACCAAAAAUCUGCUGUUCAACGGGACCAAAGCUGUGAUGGGUCGAAUCUGGAAGGCGGACGGCGAGGAGAAGGUGUCGGACGUGCUGGUGUCGGAUCCGGCUCCUGGACAUCAGACUCUUCUGCGAGGACAGACCACCAUCGGGCUGGAUGGACGGUUGAAGAGAGCAGACGCUGUUCCAGGUUGUGCAGCGGCUCCUUCAGCGUGUUGCGUGUGUCAGCGGGUCUCGGGUUCGAGGAAGCCGUGCUCUCAGUGUGAGCGUCCCGCGUGUCCCGCCUGCGUCCAGCAGUGCAGCAGCUGCUCCGACCGCUGCUGCUCCUUGUGCUCCGUCACAGAUUACAGCGAGCGUUACGAGCGCGUCCUCUGCUGCGGCUGUUCGUCCUGAUGGCAGAGCUCACAGAACUGAUGGAUGCAUUACGCCAGACGUCAUUUUUUUAAUGCAUUAUCAAUGAAAUGUAAAUGAGAUUACUAUUUUAUAUAUAUGCUUGCUUUGUUUCUUGCUCUUUCCCUCCACUUGUGUACAUAGUCCUGUGAUUAUUGAAAUAAAUACUUGAUGUUGAUGCUUUCCUAA